UUUUGUUUUAAAUACUAUUCACCCCCCCUCUAGCGUUGGGCCUUUAUUCUAACAAUUGGUAUCGGAGCCAUACUCUCUAAAAGACUUAACCGUUUGAGAGAAACGAUCAAUGGCUUCUACUCAAAGUUCAUACACAGGUUUAGGUGAAGGGCAAUCCACCACGAGGCCUCUAUUGUUUGACGAAACAAACUACACCUAUUGGAAGGAGGGGAUGAGGAUUUACAUCCAAUCCACAAACUUUCUCCUUUGGAGAAUUAUCAAAAAUGGUGAGGACGUGCCAAUGAAGAAGGUCGAGGAAACCAACGUCCCUAAGACCGAGGAUGAAUAUGAUGCACAAGACAUCAAGAAAGUGGAAAACAAUGCCAAGGCCAUCAACAUCAUCUAUUGUGCCGUUAACCCGGAUGACUACCGGAAGAUUUCUUAUUGCACCACCGCAAAGGAAAUGUGGGACAAACUAGAAAUCACCUACGAAGGUACGGAUCAAGUCCGAGAAGCUAAAAUUGAUUUUCUAACCCAUGAAUAUGAAUUGUUUCGUAUGAAGGAAAACGAGAAAACCGAUGAGAUGUUUGAACGAUUCUCCAAAAUCGUCAAUGAUCUUCAUGCUCUCAAGAAGACGUACACGGACAAGGAGCUUGUGAGAAAAAUCCUACGAAGUCUCACACCAGAGUGGCGCUCCAAAGUCGAUGCCAUUCAAGAGUCCAUCGGCAUCACCAACGUCACCAUUGACGGACUUAGAGGUAACCUCAAAACCUAUGAGUCCACCAUUCUAUUCCCUUCUUUAGGUGAACAAAAGAAGAAGGGGAUUGCACUCAAGGUUACCUCAAGCCAAGAACCCGCCAUGGAGGAAUCAAGCGAUGAGGACAACGAGUUCGGGCUCGUCAUCAAAAAGUUCCACAAGUUCAUGCGAAAAGAGUAUGAACGAAAGGGCAAAAAGCAUGGAGGACCACCCAAGUGCUAUGGGUGUGGAGAAGUUGGGCACAUCAAGCCAAAAUGCCCAAAUGCCAAAAACGAGAAGGAGAAGAAACCGUUCAAGAAGCACCGAGCUUACAUUUCAUGGGGAGGUGAUUCCGGCGAUGAGUCAUCGGAAGGCGAAGAGAAUGAAAGCGCUAACCUUUGCCUCAUGGCACACGAAGAACCACCAGAAGAGGGUCUUAAACACAAUCUCUUGAGCAUAAGUCAAUUGUGUGACAAGGGAAAUCGUGUGACCUUGACAGUUGUAGUUUUUUCGGGUAGUAAACCUUCCCAACAAAGGGUCAGUUUUCUCUCCGAGUGUCGUAUCUCUCAAGGAGUGGACGAAGGGAAUUAGUUUAAUUACUCUAAUUAGGCGAAGAUUAGGAUUGGUUUAUGAAAGUCUUCUCGGAACGACUAUAAAAAAGGCAGAGUAAAAAUAAUAAAUAAAUUAAGUUUACAUAGUAUAAGUAUAGAUCUGGACCUAGGGUCUGGACGUCAUUUGAAUUUAUUUUAUCAUAUUAAAUUAACAAUUGGAAU
Cuscuta campestris is the source of this 1488-nucleotide messenger RNA. Lineage: Eukaryota; Viridiplantae; Streptophyta; Magnoliopsida; Solanales; Convolvulaceae. The record is from the annotation of a GenBank genome assembly.